Exophiala mesophila is the source of this 1745-nucleotide messenger RNA. RefSeq lists its product as uncharacterized. The transcript has 2 exons. Bases 203 to 1690 code for a protein of 495 amino acids. Gene Ontology annotation, molecular function: FAD binding; oxidoreductase activity. The record is from RefSeq and is a predicted model, not a curated record. Lineage: Eukaryota; Fungi; Ascomycota; Eurotiomycetes; Chaetothyriales; Herpotrichiellaceae.
GUGGGUCAAGUUCAUCUUCACCUUCAGCUUCAAUCCAAGCAGUUUUUUGCAGAGUAUCUAUCUGUCUAUCUUCCGGGGAAUCUUUUCACAUUCUCUUUCAUUUCCUUACUUCUUCGUCGGCCGCAAACCCCAAAUGCAGUCCCUUCCAGUCUUUACCUCGAUAAGUUCUUUUUCGUGAGACCCUGGCGGGUGAUUCCAGGCCAUGUUGCUAGUGUUUCUCGCCUGUGUCUUUUGCUGGGUGGCUCUGAGCCCCCACCUGGUCUCAGCACAGUCCAAAACGCUAAAGGAUUGCAUUGUCAAGGCCUUGGAUGGUCGCAGUAAUCGGGUGGCAUUCUCUGACAAAUUUCUCUUUGAACUUCUCGACGUCAAUAGAUACAACCUGGUGUACAAGACCAAGCCUUUGGCCAUUACAUAUCCUGAAAGCGCGCAAGAGGUCAGUGGGGUUGUCAAAUGUGCUGCGGAAGCAGAUGCCUUUGUACAGGCGAGGAGUGGGGGUCACAGUUUUGGCAAUUAUGGCCUUGGAGGAGAUGACGGCGCAGUGGUGGUGGACAUGAAGUAUCUGGACCAACUGACGUUUGAUGAGUCAGACAAGACUGCGCACCUGGGUCCUGGAAACCGCCUCAAGGACGUGAAUGAGUUUCUCCUCGAAUACGACCGAGUGGUGCCUCAUGGAGAUGCUCCUCAGGUGGGGGUUGGCGGACAUUAUACCAUUGGAGGCCUCGGCCGAAUCUCGCGACAAUAUGGCGCUGCGACCGAUCAGAUUAUCGACGCCGAGGUGGUUCUCGCCAAUGGAUCUAUUGUGACGGCGUCAGAGAAGGAAAACGAGGAUAUCUUCUUCGCCAUUCGAGGCGCAGGCGCUUCGUUUGGAAUAGUGACCGAUUUCCACGUCCAGACUCAUCCAGCACCUGGGAAUGCAGUGGCAUACACCUACAAUGUCACUAUCGGCGACCCCAAGCUACAGGCAGAGGCUUUCAAAGCCUGGCAAGAGCUGGUGACGGACCCGGAUCUAUCUUGGAAAUUGUCGUCCCAGUUCAUCGCCUUCCCUUUCGGAUCUGUCAUCACCGGAUUCUACUACGGAACAGAGAAGGAGUUUAGCGCGCUCAAGCUCGAGACACAGUUGUCUGGCAUCAACGAAUCAAGCAUCGACGUUCAUCUGGUCGAUGCCGCAGUGGCGGUUGGGCAUGAUCUCUCCGAGCUCGGUCUAGAGCUGUUUGCUGGCAUCCCCACUCAUUUCUACUCAAAGUCUCUAUCCUUCACCAACGAUACCCUCAUGACCGAUACAGGAAUCGACGCUAUGUUCGAGUACUUUGGCGAAGCAUCUCGCGACCUGAGUCUCCUGGGCGUGCCGUGGUUUGUGAUCUUCGACCUGGAAGCCGGCAAGAUCAACGAGGUUGCGCCCGAUGCCACGGCGUAUGCCUUCCGUGACACCUUGUAUUUCUUGCAGAGCUAUGCCGUGGAUCUGCUGGGAAUCUUUGAAAACCAGCAACGAGAUUUUUUGGAUGGAUUGAAUGAGGUUGUCAUCGACCAUACACCCGGCAUCAAGGGUAGUUAUCCGGGCUACGUCGAUCCCUUUUUGGCUGAUGCACAGAAGCAGUACUGGGGAGAGAAUUUGGCGAGACUGGAGGAUAUCAAGGCAAAGAGAGACCCGGACAAUGUCUUUCGGAACCCGCAAAGCGUCGAACUUGCAUGAUCAAUGUGGCAAAUUCCAAAUUCUAGCGUUGGACUCUGCUGGAGGACGCACGUCC